UGCUUCGCUGGCGGGUCCGCGAGGUGGCUCGGAACAUUUCCUUCCGGGACUCUGUGGCGUCCGCGGGCGGAAGUCGCGGCCCGGUGGGCCGUGCGCACAGCUCUCUGUGCGGUGCAGUGAGGGACUGCCAGUGUCUCAGAGCUCCUGGGACCGCUGAAGUCAUUCAGGCUUUAGGAUCUCUUGCUGUGCCCCAGGUAGCCUUGUUCAGCAUCUGUAACUCUUGAAGAAGCAACAUCAAAACUGGAAGCUCAGAGGGGACAUGGCUGCGGAUACGAAUUUCCAGCAGAAGAUCCAGCCAUUGGGUGCAGAGGAGCAGCGUGGGGCCUGUGAGAGAUGGAUGUCCUUUGAGGAUGUGACUGUGGACUUCAGCCAGGAGGAGUGGCAGCACCUGGACUCUGCCCAGCGACGCCUGUACCAGGACGUGAUGCUGGAGAUCUACAGCCACCUCUUGGCAGUGGGAUACCCCAUUCCCAGCCCCGGAGUCAUCUUUAGGAUGGAAAAAGGAAAGGAGGCACAGGCAGGGAAGACUGAAUUCCCAGGCCAGCAGUGUCCAGAAAAAUCAGAAAUUGAAACCUCACCACAGAAAGUAUCUGAGAAAGCUUCAGUUCAUAGUGAUAUGGCCAGUGAAGUCACAAGAAAUGGUUUGUGGUGUUCACUUUUGCAAGAACUACGGCAGGAUUCUGAUACUGCUCCGAGAGAUAAACAAAACCAGAUUCUACCCUUGCCUCCUGUCACCUUCCUCAAGAAAACUCUGAACACAGAUAGUGGACAUGAAUAUCAAAAGCCCAGGGAAACCAUUCCUUUGGGACCCUACCUCAUUUCUACACAAGAGAAUCUUCCACAAUAUUGCUUACUUCCAAAAAGUUUGGAGCUAAACCUCGGAGCAAAUGGUCAGAAUGAAAACAGUGUCACCGAGCAGCUUAUUAACAUUGUCGCGUCCAGUCAGCUCCUGAUACGAGGCUCUUGUAAUGCUGACUGUGUGGCUGCUCAUGGAAGAGAAUCGUGCAGAAGUACUGGGAGUGGAGAAGUUCUCAGCUAUCAACAACCACCGGUACAUGAAAACCAUUCUCAGGAGAAAGCAGAUCAAGGCCCUCGGUGCGGGGAAGCACUCUAUGCUAUAUCUCUGCCCAAACCUGAGAUCACUCUCACUUUGGACAGACCUCUUGUUUCGUUCAGUGGUGGGAAGGCCCUCCUUUAUGUGUCGGAUUCAUCAAGUUAUCCAUUCCAGCUGAAGGUGGAUCAUCCAGGUCACAUUGGAGGGGAGCCUUACAAAUGCAGCCACUGUGAGAAAACCUUUGGUACUAAGGCUGCGCUCCAAGAGCAUGAGCAAAUUCACACAGAGGAGAAACCGUCUGUGUGCACACUGUGUGGAAAAGCCUUCAGAGACAGGUCAGCUCUCUAUGAACAUGAAUUGAUUCACAAGAAUCACACGCCUUUUAUCUGUGACAAAUGUGGGAAGGCCUUCUUACGUAAGUCAGAGUUGAUGUCGCAUAAACAAAGUCACAAUGGAGAGAAGCCUUACAAAUGCAAUGACUGUGGAAAGUCCUUUAAAUUUCCAUCCCAGCUGAAGGUGCAUCGUCAAAGUCACACAGGCGAGAAGCCUUAUGAAUGCCACGAAUGUGGAAAGUCAUUCAGCAAAACAGCCAAACUCAAGGUGCAUCAGCGGAUUCACACAGGGGAGAAGCCUUAUGUGUGUUCUCAGUGUGGAAAGGCCUUCAACCAGAAGUCAAUACUAGACAGACACGAGAAGCUUCACCCUGGGGAGAAGCCUUACAGCUGCAGGGAGUGCGGCAAGUCCUUUAAUUACCCGUCCCAGCUGAAGGUGCACUGCCACAGCCACACCGGGGAGAAGCCUUACAAAUGCCACGAGUGUGGGAAGUCCUUUAACUUUCCGUGUGAGCUGAAAGUGCACUAUCAGAAUCACACAGGGGAGAAGCCUUACAAAUGCCGCGAGUGUUGGAAACUGUUCAGUAAAAUGUCCCAACUAAAAGCACAUUCUCGUGUUCACACAGGAGAGAGACCUUACAAAUGCAGCCACUGUGGGAAAGCCUUCUCCACUAAGGAGCAAGUCCAGGAGCACGAGCGGAUUCACACAGGGGAGAGACCCUUUGUGUGCGCUGAAUGUGGGAAAGCCUUCAGUAGCAGGUCAUCUUUUCGUAAACAUCAGUUAAUUCACACUAAAGAGAGGCCUUUCGUCUCUCAGAAAUGUGAGCCAGGCCUCCAGGAGUCGACUUUGACAUCCCAUCAGCAGCUUCACAUUGGCGAGAAGCCUUACAAGUGCCCUGACUGUGGGAAGCUGUUUAAUUAUCCGUCCCAACUGAAAUCCCAUUAUCAGAUCCACACGGGAGAGAAGCCCUGUAAAUGUCUUGAUUGUGGGAAAUCAUUUAGUAAAACAUCUCAACUGAAGGCUCAUUCUCGAAUUCACACAGGGGAGAGGCCUUACGUGUGCUCUGUGUGUGGAAAGGCCUUCAAACAAUUGUCAACACUGAGCAGACAUGAAAAAAUUCAUCUGCUUGAGAAGCCUUACAAAUGCAAUUUUUGUGGGAAAUCAUUUUGUUCUCCAUCUGAACUGAAGGUGCAUCUUUUAAUUCACACGGGAGAGAGACCUUACAAAUGUAGCAACUGUUGGAAAGCCUUUUGUACUAAAGUCCAACUCCAAGAGCACGAGCGAAUUCACACAGGAGAGAGACCUUACGUGUGCACUCACUGUGGGAAAACCUUCCGGAGCAGGUCGGUUUUCUCUAAGCAUAAGCUGAUUCACAGGAAGCAAGCGCCUUUCGUCUGUGAGAGGUGUGGGAAAGUGUUCUUGCACAAGGCCGAGCUGACGUCCCAUGUACAGACGCACACUGAGGACAAGCCUUAGGAAUGUUAAGACUGAGCAUGCCGUCAGAUUACACGGUCUUGCUUCCCAAUGCGCUGCGCGGACAGAUGAGCAAAUGACGUCACCCGGGAGAGACCCUUUGUGCUCUGAGUGGGGAGCAGCUUUCAGUAGCAGGUUCACUUUCUAGACAUCACACGUCUCAUGGUAGGGUGGAUAGGGAUACUUUUUAUGAUCUAACAAAGCUUUCCUGAAUCAGAGUGCAAAGUUAGCCACUCUAGUCAGCCAUACAGGCCAGGCAGUGGUGGGACACACCUUUAAUCUCAGCAGCCACACUAGUCACCCAUAGAGGCCAGGCGGUGGUGGCACACACCUUUAAUCCCAGCAGCCACAACUAGUCAGCUGUAGAGGCCAGGCGGUGGUGGGGCACACCUUUAAUCCCAGCAGCCACGCUAGUCAGCCAUACAGGCCAGACAGUGGUGGGGCACACCUUUAAUCUCAGCAGCCACACUAGUCAGCCAAAGAGGCCAGGCAGUGGUAGCACACAUCUUUAAUCCCAGCAGCCACACUAGUCAGCCAAAGAGGCCAGGCGGUGGUGGUGCUUGCUUUCAAUCCCAGCACUAGAGAGUGUAAGAUGGGAGGAGACGGGAACUCGCUCUCUUUUCAGUGUGAAGAUUUCAUAGAGGCUCUCUCAUGGCUUGACUGCUUUGCUUUUCUUAUCUUCAGGUUGAACCCCAGUAUCUUCUGUGGUCUGUAUAGUCAUGCUACGAGGGCGAGGCCUUUGUCUCUCAACUCAUAUUGAAGAGAAGGUUUUGGAAUGCCACAAUUGGGAAAGUAUUACUAUAUCACAGAUCAGUCACGUCCUCAGUUCAUGGGUGGGGAUGCCCUAUGUGUGUUCUGAAUGAAGGAAGGUCCUAACAGGACAGACUCAGCAUAUAGACUACAUGACUCAUACCACAGGUUUUACGGGUGCGGUUUUAUAGAACACGGUUUACUGAGAAAAGAGUUCCUAGCUUACUAGUAUAUUCCAAAAUAAAAUUUAUUUGUAUCUACUUGAAGUUCUUUUUAUGUGCCAUCAAAUUGCGUAUCACCUGAUUAAUAUUACAGAAAACAAUCUAGUUAUGCAUUGUUUAGACAUAACAGACAUUAUUAUGCAUGAGGAAAGUUAGUCACAAAUUAAUAAUGAUAAGCACACUUGUUUAUAUUUGUCUUGUUAAACAUGAAUUUCAUUUCAGGUUAACCUUGACUAAUUUCAGAAGUGUUUUUAUAGAAUAUAAUAUAAGACACAUUUUACCAAAUUAUUAGAAAGUUUAUGGGAAAUUAAGUCAAUGAUAUUCCAUUUAUUGUGGGAGUCCAGUAAAAUCCUUAACUUCCAGCCAUGGUAAUAGUAGGGUGAUUAUAUAAAUGGGCAUGAGUAUGGGAUAUGUGUGUGUGUGUGUGUGUGUGUGUGUGUAUGUGUACACAUGUGCCUGUGUUUGGUCAGUGCCUGUAUGAACUUGUAUACCCACAAUUUUGUGGAAUUUUCUGUAGAAUUAACUGCAUACUAGAAGAGGGCAGUUUAUUAUUAAGCUGUACAUUCAUUUAUUUUGUAUGUAUUUAUGUACUCAUGCUGCUAGGUGCAUUGGCUGUCAGAAGAGUCAGUGAUCUCACACCAUGUGGAUCCUGGGGUUUGAACUUGGAUUGUCAGGCUUGGUGAUCAUUAAUUACCUUUACCCACUGAAACAUCUUGCUGUAACUAUUAUUUUUACUUUUUAUUAACAGUCUCUAUCUUGAACUUGUACCAUCAAUAAUUAAUACUUUUUUAUUGUAUGGGUGUACUUUGAAUAAAUGAAAUCUGGGGCA
Molecule: messenger RNA, 4660 nt
Organism: Chionomys nivalis (European snow vole)
Lineage: Eukaryota; Metazoa; Chordata; Mammalia; Rodentia; Cricetidae
Product: zinc finger protein 271-like
Exons: 5
Coding region: 260-2863 (867 amino acids)
Biological process (GO): regulation of DNA-templated transcription
Source: RefSeq, a predicted model, not a curated record